UUGUCAUCUGAAACACCUCCCUUUUUGCCAUCACUUCUAAAGCAAACUCUCACAGUACUUGUUCUGAGAGCUGCUGGAUGAGCAGGUGAAAACUUAAUAUUAAAGGCUCAGACCAAGAAAAACAGCUAUGUCAGCCCCAUACCCACAAGCAUACAAUGCUCCUCCUCCAUCAUACACCCAGCAUGUACCACAGAUGCAACCAGUACCAUCCUACAUUCAGCCUGUACCGCAACCAGCACCACCCUACAGCCAACCUGUACAACAACAACAACCAGGAGUCGCUUUUAUGCCACAAAGCAAUAUUCCACCUCAGGCACCAGAAAACCCAAGACCAACAGAUGGUCACAACCAAAACAUAAACAUUACAAUUGGCCAGCCACCAGCCCCAGUUGCACCAGUUGCUGUACAACCACUGCAAAGUGCACCAGUUAUUGUGGCACAGCCACUAGAAGUUGGAGCAGUGCGUCCAAUUAUUGGGAGUUCGUUUCAAGAUACACCAGCAGCAGCAACAUGUCCGAGCUGUAAUCAAAAAGUUAUCUCAAGAUUACAGUAUACAGUAGGGCUUUUUUCCUGGGUUAUUUUUGGAAUUCUUAUAUUUUUUGGUUGCUGGCUGGGGUGUUGUAUUAUCCCCUUCGUUAUGAAUCGAUGCAAAGAUGUCGACCAUUACUGCCCAAGCUGCAACUUCCAUUUGCACAGAUACGAACGAUUGUGAAGAAAUAGAUUAUUUCGCAUUUAUUACAAAAUUUUACAAAUUGUGAAUCAUACAGAAGGCGCGCUUUCUAUGAAUCAAUUCGAAUAUUGAUGCAUUUUUAAACACAUUUAUUCCAAAAUUUUACAAAUUGUGAAUCAUACAGAAGGCGCGAUUUCUAUGGAUCAAUUCGAAUAUUGAUGCAUUUUUAAACAUUCUGUUAAAAUAUGGAAAUACAAAAAAAAAAAAAAUUUACUCAGUUUAACACAGAACAUAUUAUGCUUUGUUUUUAAUUUGUAUUAUUUAUGCAGUGGUACAAAUGGUACAGCUGCACUGGGAAAAUGUAUAUCUUGAAUUCAG
Xenopus laevis (African clawed frog) is the source of this 1048-nucleotide messenger RNA. RefSeq names its product lipopolysaccharide-induced tumor necrosis factor-alpha factor homolog. Lineage: Eukaryota; Metazoa; Chordata; Amphibia; Anura; Pipidae. The coding region runs from base 128 to 712 and encodes 194 amino acids. The transcript is spliced from 11 exons. The record is from RefSeq and is a predicted model, not a curated record.